Carassius carassius (crucian carp) is the source of this 806-nucleotide messenger RNA. Its product is annotated as brain natriuretic peptide-like. The coding region runs from base 42 to 425 and encodes 127 amino acids. Gene Ontology annotation, biological process: negative regulation of systemic arterial blood pressure; receptor guanylyl cyclase signaling pathway; cGMP biosynthetic process. NCBI's taxonomy places the organism in Eukaryota, Metazoa, Chordata, Actinopteri, Cypriniformes, Cyprinidae. Gene Ontology annotation, cellular component: extracellular region; nucleus; cytoplasm. The transcript is spliced from 3 exons. Gene Ontology annotation, molecular function: hormone receptor binding; hormone activity. The record is from RefSeq and is a predicted model, not a curated record.
CGACACUGAAGACAGAACAGCAGCAAAAAACUCCAGGAAACAUGAAGUCGAUGGACAUUCCUUUAGUCGGCCUUCUCUUGCUCUUCAGCGUUCAGCUCAUCGGCGCGUUCCCGCUGCAAAACACAGCCUUAACCAACGAGGACAUGGAUGUCUUAAAGCUUCUUCUACAGCGACUGGAAGAGUCCAUUCCUGCUGCUUCUCUAGAGCAAACACUGGAGAAACUGGAGGCUAAACCUGAGGAAACCCGCACUCAAUCUCAACCCCAGACUGACACGAGGGACUCUCUGUCUGCUCGGGACCUGAGGACGGUCCGGCAGGACUCCAAGAGACACUCCGGGUGUUUCGGGCGCAAACUGGACCGAAUCGGGUCCAUGUCAUCUCUGGGGUGUAACAUCGCCGGGCGUUCAGGUUCUAAGAAGUGGUGAAGUCUUAAUGAUUAGGAACUUCUACACUGUAAAAACUUUUUAUUAUUAUUAUUGUUUUUUUUAUCGCUGGCAUUACUUUAAGUUAUUUCUACUUGAUCUGACUUUACAAUGACUUUUGUUGGCGUAACCUAAUGUAGUCAGGUUGAUUUAGUCAUAUUAAGUUAUAUUUUUGACAUCAACAGAAAACAAGAUGUUACUAUCAAAGCACAUUUUUAGGUUACCUGACAAAAUAUUUUUUUACAGUGUUUUCCAAAAAUUGUUCUUAACCAUGCAUAUUUAUUUAGAUAUUUAUUCAAUUGUUUAAAUAGUCAAGUUAUGUAUCUAUAUGCAUAUUUAAUGUAAAUGUCUUUCAGAUCAGUUGUAAUAAAUGUUUACACAUGC